AGGCUACAUGGUGGUGGGUGAGGUACACAACGGUACAAUGAUGUGACUACCAUGGCGGGGUGACAUGACCUCUGACACGUCAUGGACCAAUACCUCGAUUCUCCUUCUUCUACAACCUCGAUUCUCUUCUUGCUGUUGCUAAUUCGGAGUAUCGCAAUGGAUAGCACCAACAUUCACGAGACCGAGGUCGUGCAGGGCGAAGAAGGUAAUCCCUCUUCUUUUUCACGUGUUUCUACUGAUCCCUCGCGAAGGGUCUGACACUCAAUCAGAACCGCAAUGUACCGCACGUAUUACGGAAGCGAUGAGCCGCUUGGGCUUCCGAGGUGUGGGCGUGGCGUAUACCGUGAUUGACUGGGCAGAGAUGUGGGGUGAUCAGCCCGCGCCCAGUGACAACCUUCUUAGGGGGCCUGAUCACGCGUCCAUUUACGGGUAUCAGGACGUGCUGAGAAUAGUGCGUGGGUUAGGCUUGCCCCCCCAUUGGCAGUACGCGGUCCCGUCCGCACGAAGUAUGGUUGGGAACUGUCCCGCGGGGUGGUUUGGGGUAUAUACCGAGUAUUGGGUGAUGGGGUUCAAAUUCCCCAUCGACCCCUUGCUCUGCGCCCUGUACCGGCGUCUCAAUUGUUCAGUUGGGCGCCUUUCUCCGUCGGUGAUAAUGCACGCGAGCUGCCUCCGUCUCGCGUGCAAGAGGCUUAAGAUCGAGCCGACUUACGGCUUGUUCCGUAAGUUUUAUAAGAUAAAGGAUCCUACGAGGAGGAGCGAUUGCCUUUCUAUCAAGCGGCGCGACAAGAGACCUGAGGGUUUCGUGUAUGGGUCUCCCAAGUUGAAAAAGACUUGGUUUGAGCGGUUCUUUUAUGUUAAACCGACUCCCGGGGAGUGGGCGAGCGAAUUUGUGGCGGAGCCGACGGAGUGGAAGAAGGGCGGCACGGUUGGGUAUGAGUCGGAUCUGGGGCAUUACGCUGAGCUCAAUGAUGAGUACGAAGCGUGCAUGCAUCAGAAGUUCAACUUAUACGAUGGCGGAGUUGUUUGAACCUAACUGAGUGUAGGAGUGAGGUUCACUGUAAUGGGUCAAGAAGAAUGAACGGCUUGGUUGAACAAGAACUAUGAGACGAAUGAGAGGAAAGAAAGAGUUGCGAGUCUAUAUUUUAGUGAGAUAAAGUGAUGAUCUUAGAGAUAGAGUCUGAAAAAUCCGAUCCCCUCACCCACCGGAGUAAAUGCCAUAUUUAUAGGCUACAUGGUGGUGGGUGAGGUACACAACGGUACAAUGAUGUGACUACCAUGGCGGGGUGACAUGACCUCUGACACGUCAUGGACCAAUACCAUAUCCCUAGGGACGACAAGACCCUCGGCCAUGACUAUACCUAGGACUAUGAUGUUGACUACUCUAGGGCUAUGAUGAUGACUACCCUUCGGGUGACGCGGCGCCGCUAUUACACUUCUCGUUGAGGGCCGUUUGGAGUUUACGCGCGAGCUUUCCAGGCCAUUCUCCGUACUCGAGCGCCAGUACUCGCGCGCCGGCUUUGGCGCGGUCGUCUUUGGCGCGAUCAUCCUUAGGUAUUUCCGAGUCACAUCCCCAACAUAACAUUUUACGUUUGAUUAAUCGUUACCGUCAAGUAGAAGAAGAGUGAGCUGUAUUUUAAAAAGGUUCUAGAGCUUCCCUCAUAAAUAGGUAUGGCAAUG
Molecule: messenger RNA, 1677 nt
Organism: Linum trigynum
Lineage: Eukaryota; Viridiplantae; Streptophyta; Magnoliopsida; Malpighiales; Linaceae
Source: the annotation of a GenBank genome assembly